AUGGCCAGCAGCGCAGAUCUCUUCCCAGAAGUGCUCUGGGCGCAACGAGCCAACGAAAUCUACAUCACCAUAAAUCUCGCUGAUGUCACAGACCCAAACAUCAAACUGACUCCUGAAGCUCUCCACUUUGACGGAAUCUCACACAACCAGCGUUACAAGGUCGACUUGGAGUUUUUCAAGGAUGUGGAUCCAGAGACAUCGAAACGCAACAUCACAGCCCGCAGCCUCGUAUUCGUCAUAACAAAAAAGGAGCAAGACGUUGAAUGGUGGCCUCGAUUGUUAAAGAAAUCUGGCAAGACCCCUCACUACAUCAAGACUGAUUUCUCGAAAUGGAGAGAUGAGGAUGAUGAAGAGGCUGAAGGAGGUGCUGGUGGAGAAGGUGGAAAUCCUUUUGAUAUGGACUUUUCACAGUUCUCGAAUAUGGGAAUGGGUGGUGGUGGAAUGGGCGGUAUGCCAGGUAUGGGCGGAAUGGGAGGAAUGAUGGGAGGAAUGCCAGGAAUGGGAGGCAUGGACAUGAGUGGAAUGGAUAUGGGUGGUGACGACUCAGAUGAUGAUGAACUACCUAAAGGUGGCGAAGAUCUUGAAGAUGAUCUUCCAGUAUUGGAACCUGCUACCGCUGCUUCCAAGGGCAAGAGCUCUCUUGAUGACGUCGAAUAG
Synchytrium microbalum is the source of this 657-nucleotide messenger RNA. RefSeq lists its product as uncharacterized. Gene Ontology annotation, molecular function: Hsp90 protein binding; protein-folding chaperone binding. The record is from RefSeq and is a predicted model, not a curated record. The transcript is spliced from 6 exons. Gene Ontology annotation, cellular component: nucleus; cytosol. Bases 1 to 657 code for a protein of 218 amino acids. Gene Ontology annotation, biological process: protein folding; chaperone-mediated protein complex assembly. NCBI's taxonomy places the organism in Eukaryota, Fungi, Chytridiomycota, Chytridiomycetes, Synchytriales, Synchytriaceae.